Messenger RNA from Sciurus carolinensis (gray squirrel), 654 nucleotides. Its product is annotated as testis-expressed protein 38-like. NCBI's taxonomy places the organism in Eukaryota, Metazoa, Chordata, Mammalia, Rodentia, Sciuridae. The transcript is spliced from 2 exons. Bases 58 to 654 code for a protein of 198 amino acids. The record is from RefSeq and is a predicted model, not a curated record.
UUAGUGGGGGAGUUCAUUCUUUGCCGAGCCAAGGGCCUGGUAACAAGGCUCAACGGUAUGGAUCCUCAAAUGGAGAACCUGGGCCUUCCUGGCACCUGGGUCGCUCUAUUCUUUGGACUCAUGGGACUGUGUUGUGUGGUUACCGGUGGCCUCAUUACAUUUCUGCACUGGAGGAAGAAGCUGCAGCGGGAGAGGCGUGCCCAGCAUUGGGUGGAAGUGAUGAGAGCUUCCUCCUUCACUUAUAGCCCACACUUAUACUGGCUAAAUACCCAGAGACGUAAUGGUAUCGACGCAGCCAUGAAUAAAGGUCCUUCUCCAGCUGUUACCAACAUGGAGAUAAAAUUACAGAUCCCAGAUUGUGUGUGGGAGACAGACACCCCUGAAGAUAGGGGUUAUGGCUGCAAAGGCAGCAACCCCAGGGCAGAGACCCCUGUUGCUAUGGAAUCUGCUCUGGUGGUCUCACGGCAGCCCCUACCGAAUCGGAUGACACAGCGCCAGACCAGAUCCCCAUUCCCGAUCCUCAUCUUUGAGGAGAUACCCUUUGCCCCACCCCUCCACAAAAUGCCUCCCAUGCUGGAACGCUCUGCCUCCUACCCGAUGGAUAUCUAUGCUCAAAGGAAUGUCCAUUCCCUUCCCACACUGUUCCUGGAGUGA